GGGAACUUGACUAACAUGGUGUGUGCAGAAAUCAAGAGCGAGGAGCGGGAGCAGGUAACGAGAAAUGGCUAGGCGUAUGACGCUUUGGGAAAUUCGGCCGCGAGGCUUGCCGCCACGUUUCUUGGAUAGAAGGGUGGAGGUUAGCCUGCCCUCUAGGGGCGGGGUGUAUAAUCCGGUGAUGGACAGGGUUGGGGUAGAACUAGUAGAGGACACGGUGUACCUGGUGGUGGAACUAGAAUGGCGCGCAAGGGGUGAGUUUGGGGGCACCAACCUGGAGUUGCCAGGACGGGUGCACGCGACAGGGUCCCUAUACUUGUCGGAUGCGGGAUGGCGGACCUUCGGGAUGGCCCUGGCGAAUGGCAGUGACCCCGUACGGAUGUUUGACGGGGCGUGGCAGGUGACCUGGAGGGAAGGGUUUGCGUUCGCCAACCCGGACCGGGAUGACGUGACGGCGACCGUCCGGGUGGUCGAGGUAGGAGCUAGUAUCUUGCCUUAUGAAAAUGUGCGCAUGGUCUUGCCACCCUUUUUGCUUGAGCGAAUGGGAGGGGUAGAACGUGCUGAGAUGGCAGUGAUAGCCCUGGAGAUGAUCGGGAUGCAUCUGCACGACGACGCCUACAUGGUAGACAUAGAGGACCCAGUGACAGGACGAGGCGAGUUGCUUCGCCUUAUGGGAACCGGGGGAGACACGCCAAAAGGGAAGCUCGCAACCUGGUCACCCUCCUUUGAGGAGAGCGCUAGAAAGGGGGCUUUCGCACGCAUGRAAGGGAUGAGAGAGAGGGUGGAAAUUAUGAUCGAAGAGGCCUUUAGUAAGAAAGAAUGGGUCAAGAUGGGACUCCCGAUGAAGAAAUGUAGGUCAGACGAAGACGCCCUAGGAGUCAUGGUAGUAGAGAAGGAAACAGAGGUGGAAUUGGGAGCCAGUUUGCCCAAGCACGGGGAGAUCCGGGAUAAGAAGGAUAAGGUCACACUAGAAAUCCCGGACUUACUGCAGCUUGUCAAAGCAAUCAGGUACCACAAAGUGGUCGUUGACCCGGCCGCCCUCGCCCGCUUUGAGGAGAGGGUCCAAAAAGGCUAUUGCCUAAAUGGGGAGUUGGUAUAGAAGUCAGGCGGACCAAGAUGACACCCAACAACGAGAACGAUAUUAAUCAAGCAAACAUCAAUGU
This is a messenger RNA of Chara braunii, 1160 nucleotides long. The record is from the annotation of a GenBank genome assembly. Lineage: Eukaryota; Viridiplantae; Streptophyta; Charophyceae; Charales; Characeae.